Messenger RNA from Oncorhynchus keta (chum salmon), 2075 nucleotides. RefSeq names its product fatty-acid amide hydrolase 1-like. Gene Ontology annotation, biological process: fatty acid catabolic process. Bases 369 to 1937 code for a protein of 522 amino acids. The record is from RefSeq and is a predicted model, not a curated record. Gene Ontology annotation, molecular function: fatty acid amide hydrolase activity; amidase activity. The transcript has 15 exons. Lineage: Eukaryota; Metazoa; Chordata; Actinopteri; Salmoniformes; Salmonidae.
AGGGGCAGUUUACUAUGGCAGGGUGUAUGUGUUCAUGCGAUGGAAUGUCUUUGUUUCCUGGGUUCGGGAGACAACAAAGCUGAGGAGAUAGUGUUAGGGGGUAGUUUUAUUGCUGGCUGUGUGAGCUAGUUCCUGUUUUAGCAGGGGUACAUAAGAUGACUUGAGUCAGGCAGAUUAGUUGAGCGCUGUAUAAUAUAUGAGCUAUGUGUAUGAAUAUUUAACAUUAGCAAACGCUAGCUAACAACCUCAACGAAUGAACAUUCAACCCUGCUGAUAAGUCAGUCCGACACAGCUGUGACUCUAGCUUGCAGAUAGCCACCCCAGUACUAUCACAACAUCUUCAUGUUCAAACCAGUUGCCACUUAGUCAUGUAUGUAUUGAAAGGAGGACACCCUGAAACGGACACUUCUCUCAUCCUCUCACUGUCACUGGCGGAGCUGUCCAAACAACUGAAGGGUGGAUCAUUAACUCCAGAAGCUGUGUUCCACUCAUAUGUGGAAAAGACAUUGGAGGUGAAUAGGAGACUGAACUGUUGCACUGAGGUCCUGCUGGAGAGUUGGGAUCAGCUGGAGGAUAUUGGCUCUCACAAGGAUGGUCUCCUUUAUGGAGUCCCUGUCAGCAUCAAGGACAAUAUUGGAUAUAAGGGUCAUGACUCUACGUGUGGCGUGAUCUGUAAGUUGGACCUUCCUGCCACAGGGGACAGUGUGCUGGUUGAAGUGCUGAAGAAACAAGGUGCCAUUCCCUUCGUCAAGACCAACGUACCCCAAAGCCUGCUCAGCUACGACUGCGGUAAUCCCAUCUACGGUCUGACUCUGAAUCCCCAUAACCCUCAAAAGACGCCCGGGGGUUCAUCGGGCGGGGAGGGAGCGCUGAUCGGAGGAGGGGGCUCGGUCCUGGGCAUGGGCUCUGACAUUGGGGGCAGCAUACGCAUCCCUUCAUCCUUCUGUGGGAUCUGUGGCUUUAAACCCACGGCCAACAGGCUAAGUUCGCGAGGUGCUUCCUCCUGUAGCCGGGGCCAAAAGUCAGUGCUGUCGUCCUUUGGGCCCAUGGCAAGGGACGUGGAUGGCCUGGCUCUCUGUAUGCAAGCUCUGCUCUGUGACCACAUGUUCAGACUGGACCCUACUGUUCCCCCAAUCCCAUUCAACCAACAGGUAUACCAACGUUCCAAGCCCCUGAGGAUCGGGUACUAUGAGAAUGACGGCUAUGCCAUGCCCUCUCCAAGCAUGGGCCGAGCCCUGAGGGAGACCAAGGCAUUGUUGGAGAGCGCAGGGCACACGUUGGUUCCCUUCAGUCUCCCCAGGCUGAGCUAUGCCAUGCAUGAGCUGGUUCUCAGGGGUUUCUCAGGCGAUGGAUGCGCUACCAUGCUCAGCAACCUGAAAGGAGGGCCUGUCGACCCGUCUCUGCGGGUUCAGAUUAUUUCGUACGAUUUACCUCGCACUGUGAAGAAAAUUCUAUCCAUUCUGAUCAAGCCCAUAUUUCCUCGUAUAGGUGCCUCUAUGGAAAGCCUGUGUGGAGCUAGCUCUGUGCAAGACCUGUGGAGACAGCAUGCGGAUGUGGAGGACUACAUGCACGAGGUGAUGGGAGAGUGGAGAAGGUGUGAGCUGGACGUGCUGCUCUGUCCCAUGAUGGGUCCCGCCUACAACCAUAACUACCCUGGGAAACUCACCAGUGCGGUAUCCUACACCAUUAUGUACAAUCUCCUUAACUUUCCUGCUGGUGUGGUCCCUGUCUCCACGGUAACAGCAGAGGACGAGGAGGAACUUAGGCACUACAAGGGCAACUAUGGGGACCUCUGGGACAAGCUCUACAGAAAGGCGGUGACUGGUGGAGAGGGGCUGCCGGUGGCUGUACAGUGUGUGGCCCUGCCCUGGCAGGACGAGCUCUGUCUGCGCUUCAUGAGAGAGGUGGAGAGGCUGUACAGAGAGAAGAAGAAAUGAGAGAGCGAGAGAGAUGAAGAAAAGAGCGAGCGAGAGAGAUGAAGAAAAGAGCGAGCGAGAGAGAUGAAGAAAAGAGCGAGCGAGAGAGAUGAAGAAAAGAGCGAGCGAGAGAGAUGAAGAAAAGAGCGAGCGAGAGAG